Molecule: messenger RNA, 1184 nt
Organism: Cygnus atratus (black swan)
Lineage: Eukaryota; Metazoa; Chordata; Aves; Anseriformes; Anatidae
Gene: CCDC86
Product: coiled-coil domain containing 86
Exons: 4
Coding region: 37-573 (178 amino acids)
Cellular component (GO): nucleolus
Source: RefSeq, a predicted model, not a curated record
AUCGCGCGGCGCGGCGGGGAAGGCGCCUCGUGGAGCAUGGAGCGGGACGGGGCGGCGGCGGCGGCGGCGGGGCCCGGCGGGGAGGCCCCGAGCUCGGCCCCAGCGCCCGGCCCGGCCCCGGCCCCGGCCCCGGCCCCGGCCCCGCGGCGCCGCCGCCGCAAGGCCGCCAAGAAGCGGCAGGAGGCGGCGGCCAUCCCCCGGGGCAGGCCCAAGUCGGGGCGGGUGUGGAAGGAGCCGGGCAGGAAGAGGUUCUCGCUGAUGGUCCGGGACAAGCCCCUGCGCGCCUCCUGGGAGCGGAAGGUGAAGGAGCGGCAGGAGAGGAGGCUCGUCCGGGAGCUGGCGCGGCAGCUGCAGGAGGGCAAGCAGAGGGAGCGAGAGGAGAAGAAGCGGCGGCGGGAGGAGAACCUGAAGCGGCGCCUGGAGAACGAGCGGAAGGCAGAAAUUGUCCAAGUGAUCCGGAACCCAGCGAAGCUCAAGCGGGCGAAGAAGAAGCAGCUGCGGCGGGUGGAGAAGCGGGACACGCUGGCCAUGCUCCAGAAGGCGCCUGUGCGGCACAAAGCAGCCACGGAAUGAGGCCAGGGCACCGGGCGGCCGGGGCUCUGCGGGUCCUGCUCCUCUCUGGGGCCUCAGUGACGGACAGACAGCAGGACGGAGCUGGGGGGUCAUGCAGUGCCCUGGAUCUGCAGGAUCCAGCUGCUGCAUCCCCCUGACCUGUGAAGCCCCGGGGUGUUGUUGGUGCCUGGGUCUGGACCAAGAACUGCUUCAGCUGCCCAAAUUUGCCUUUUCUUUAUAAAAACAAAGAGGAACUGCUUUGGACUCGCCUCCAGUGGCUCAAGGGAAGACUGGCAUCUCUGCCGAGGGUCUCCUCCUGUCUUCCCAGGGUUACAGAGAACCACAACCCCGUGUCCCCCAGGGCUCCCCUUCCUCCAGGAGGGGGUCUUGCCCCCCCCCCCGGAACAAGCACUGGGGUGGGGGCACCUCUGCUGUGCUGCAGAGGUUGGAGAGAGACUGCGUGGGGCAGUGCAGCCUCCUGCUGCCCCUCUCGCGGGGGGAUGGUUUGGGGUGGGCUGGGAGACAGUGGGGAGGUGGGAGGAAGGAAGGGGCUUGGGGCUGGAAAUCCACGUGUACUUUUUCACGUUUGUGUUUGGUUUUCUUGCCCUAUAAACGUCUGUUUCUGCUCCUGG